CCCAUGUAGGUUAUCAUUUAAUUCAAGUGGAAUUUCAUGCUACAUUUCACCUCCUUGACAUACAAGAAACACCAGCUCAUUGGAACCAAUGAAGCUCCUUUGCGACGGGUACUUUUCACGGUCGGUGGUGCGUGACGCGGAUUUCGUCAUAAGUCACACAAUCCCGAGCAUAGCUGCUGGCAAAUAUGGGUUCGAGAAACGGCGGCAUUCAAAAAGGUGAUGCGGCUUUUAACAAAAGCAAGAAUGGCUCGUAGAACAACAUCCAAACGAAGGACACUCUCGGUGGCGUUGCUUGGACUAAUUGUACUUAAAUCAUCUUUAUAUGUUAUACAGUAUUACAAUGAGAGAUUCUACCGGGAAAGUAUCGCGGGGAAACCUGCCAUCGGGCGAAGAUCAACAAAUACAGGAUCAACAGAGAAUAUCAAAACAAUAUCAGCCCAGAUGCAAGAGUUAAACUUUACGGAUUUUCAAGAUCACCGCAGAAAAAUGCUUAUUUUGUAUUGGUCCGGUGUUAGAGGCCACAAAGUCCCUGUUCAGAAAACAGGAGUAAAUCACUCGCAUUUUUGGCCAUUUUUCUACGCAGGGGGGAAGGGCGAGUGCCCAGUGACAUGCGAGUUAUCUAGCGACCCGAAAAGGGCGAAAGAUGCGAGCGCUUUUGUCGUACACGCAAGGGAACCCGAUAUUUGGAAUCUACCGCCGUUAGAACAUCUCGCGCCUUGGAUCCUUCAGACGAACGAAAACCCCGUGUACACUCCCUCACUCACAGACGCCAAACUCAUGUCAAAGUUUAAUCUCUUGGUGGGCUAUCGACUGGAUUCAGAUUUCCCUGCGCCAAUUAACCCGAUGCCUGAUCUAAGCGCCCCUGUUCCGUUUGAUAAACGCCUUGGCGGAGUACUGGCGGUCUUUUCAAAGUGUGAGCCCGUGCGUACGGAAUACAUGCGUCAGCUUAUGCGCUACAUUCAGGUCGAUUCUUAUGGCGCUUGCCUCAGGAAUAAAGACGGGUUAAUCGGACUGUAUGGAAAAAGAGACAAUAAAUACGUUUUUAAGCAGCACAAGCUGAUUCUGUCUCGUUAUUACAAGUUCUCGUUAGUGUUCAUGAAUCAAGAUUGUGAUUAUUUCGUCGAUGAUAGAUUGUAUCAUUCUCUGACUUCCGGUUCCGUUCCCGUGUACAUGGGCUCUGACAAAGUCGACCAGUUCCUGCCAGGAAACUUGAAGAACUCCAUCAUCAAAGUUAGCGAUUUUAAAGGGCCUAAAGAGCUCGCCGAGUAUUUGAACUACCUCAUGACAAACGAGACUGCGUAUAAUAAAUAUUUGGAAUGGAAGUGGAAAGGACUCGGGGAAAUCCGGAAUACCACAAUAGGACAAUGGUGGUUACCCAGAUACCCGUUGUUCUGUCAGGUUUGUAUGGCGCUGGCCAAGGGUAAACUGCACUUCGGGCUCAAGGUGCAAACGUGCCGGCCGCGGACAUACGAGGACUGGGGACUAGAGGAUCCCACCCUCCCAUACGUGGACUAUUAUACGCUGGGUAUUUAUCUGAUAUUCGGGAUUGUAGUUUUGUGGACUCUUGUGCUUUAAGUUGGAUAGCAAACACCUUUAUAAAGAGAACAGUGCUCUUGUGACUUUAGGAAAAGGGAUAUUAAAUAUAUUGAUUUGCGCUCUGUGUAGUAAGUGUAAAAGUCACUGAGGUUAUUAUCGAAAACUCUGUUUUCAUAAAAAAACGUCUAGUUUUCA
Molecule: messenger RNA, 1731 nt
Organism: Nematostella vectensis (starlet sea anemone)
Lineage: Eukaryota; Metazoa; Cnidaria; Anthozoa; Actiniaria; Edwardsiidae
Product: alpha-(1,3)-fucosyltransferase 10
Exons: 1
Coding region: 220-1575 (451 amino acids)
Cellular component (GO): membrane
Molecular function (GO): alpha-(1->3)-fucosyltransferase activity
Source: RefSeq, a predicted model, not a curated record